Molecule: messenger RNA, 5504 nt
Organism: Mya arenaria
Lineage: Eukaryota; Metazoa; Mollusca; Bivalvia; Myida; Myidae
Product: dopamine D2-like receptor
Exons: 4
Coding region: 818-2560 (580 amino acids)
Biological process (GO): adenylate cyclase-activating adrenergic receptor signaling pathway
Cellular component (GO): membrane
Molecular function (GO): dopamine neurotransmitter receptor activity, coupled via Gi/Go; G protein-coupled receptor activity
Source: RefSeq, a predicted model, not a curated record
UCCUCGCGGCUGUGUGAGAAGCUAUCGUAUGCGGCUCAGAAAAUGGAUUGGGUUUCUUGAAAUUCAAAUUCUGUUUCAAGUUGAAAGGAUUUUCCCUCCGGAAUAUAAAAUCAGGAUACAAUGAAAAUGUUGCAAAUUAGGUUUCGUUUUUGAAACAUUUGAUAAUAACAAUUGAAAACUAGUUUGCCAUUGUAAAAACGGAAAGUUCGUCGAUACGCAAAAUAGUUGGAACAAAACAAUAAUUGAACGAUGGACAUGGAUAGUUAUAAAGUACUAGUAUAACGUAUAAUUCGUAUUCUAAUAUAAAUAAACACCUCUAAUAAGAAGUAAGGAAUCAAACGAAGCAUACAAUUGGAUUCGCCGUAUUCAUCUAUAAGAGAGGCUCUUUAGUAAUUCCAGAAAAAAACAAUAGCAGUGAGUUCCAAAUCACAUCUCCUGUCAUUGGACUGCAAGCAGACUGAACCUAUACGACCGCCACUAGCGGCUCUCACAAUAUCACGUGAACAUGUGUCGUGGACGUAAUUCGGAUAUUGGAAUGAUUUUUCGGUGAUCACAAAAUAAUGAAAGUCUUCAAAGCAAUUGUACUGGAUAAUCAUACUUCUUGAAGGGGAUUAAAAACGUUCCUGUUUUUGUAAUAUCCUGAACUCGGGAAUAAUACGGAGAUUUGUUCGGAUUGCUCUGGGAAGUAAAGAAGCGGUAGGAGUGUUCUUUAGAUUAACUAGUUUGUGUGACUUCAGUUCUAGCACUGACUUACCGUAAUCAAGGAUGUUAGCUCUCGGUGUUUGGUGACAUCGCCAAAACACACAGCGGGCCAAAGAUGCAUGUAUUAAGAAGCAGCGGGAAGGGUCCUGUGUUCGACCAUUUACUGUCAACGACUUACCGGACCACAUCGAAGAGGUCACAACUUGGCGAAGGCCGAGCUAACAUAGAUACGCACAACCUUUCUCCGGAUGCGGGUAUUACGAACGAUUUUUUUUCUGACACAACGAAUUUUAGCCUUGGGUACGGCGUGGAUACUACAGGCUCGAGUUUUAACAGCAGUUCAAUGUUUGACUGUGAUAUGACAAAUGACACGGCGUGUUUGUAUGACCUGGAUAACUCAUCCAUCUCCAACAGCACGGACUUUGUGGGAACAGAGUUACCCGAGCACACCUACUGGACAUUAUGUCUGCUCUUGUUUCCGGUGUUCACAGUGUUUGGAAAUAUUCUCGUUGUCUUGAGUAUAUACAGAGAAAGAAGUCUUCGGCAUGUAACAAACUAUUUCAUCUGCUCUCUUGCCGUUGCUGAUAUCCUGGUAGCUGUUAUUGUUAUGCCACCGGCGGUGUUUAUGGAGGUGACAAAGUAUUGGAGCCUAAGUGACGAGCUGUGUGACGCCUGGGUGGCGUUCGAUGUGAUGGCUUGUACGGCCUCCAUCCUCAACCUCACCGCCAUCAGCGUUGACAGGUUCAUAGCAGUUACACAGCCCAUUAAAUACGCCAAACACAAGAAUUCCAAACGUGUGCACGUGAUGUUGGCCCUUACGUGGAUCGUCUCCAUAGCGAUAGCUGCCCCUAUCGCUCUGGGUGUGAACUAUUCAGACGCCCGGGAGGACGGAAUGUGCAGCUUCUUCAACUCAGACUUCUUAAUUUAUUCAUCCAUGGGUUCAUUUUAUAUCCCGUCAUUAAUCAUGAUAUUUCUGUAUUGGCGAAUAUAUCGUGUUUUACGUUUAAGAGCACAAAGAUCUUUAGCUAAGAAGAAAGCUAGAUGUAUUGACACACAAACAGUGACUAACGUCAUAGAAAAUGAAGCAGUUAAAGAACCUACAGACAAAACAGGUCUUGCCAAAAUGGAUAAUGGCAAAGUGUCUACAUACAACACAACGGCUAAUAACUGUUCUAAAACUAACCAUAAUUUAGCAACAGAGACUCAUAUAGAUGAGGCAUCAACAUCCAAUCCAACAGAUUCACAAAAGGACGAGGAAAGUGACUCCAAAAGUCCCGUUCAUUUACCAGCUAGAGGUGAACUCAUCGUGAAUCCGGUCGCUGAAGAUGUAGAACGCAGGGAACAAAUAAGUGCACAUUGUGCUGCAUUAGUCGUUACGCAUCGCCCAAACGAAGGAGAGACCAAUUUUACCUCCCGUGAAGGUACAACUGCAAUUCAGGACAAUGCUGAAGAGACCAGUAGCGGGGGUAAAACUAGCUUAAAUGGGAAGGGACGUCGAAAAAAAGAGAAAAAGAACACGACAAAGUUUAAUUUUCACAUGAGAACAAGUCGAAAAAGAAAGGAAAAGUCGUCGUCUAGGCGAGAAAGGAAAGCGACAAAAACAUUAGCUAUUGUUCUAGGUGUUUUCCUACUCUGCUGGUGGCCUUUCUUCACGGUAAACAUUAUGCGUGCUAUAUGUCUCCGCUAUCAAGUGUUGAACUAUCCCUCCUGUGACAUUGAUCCAUACUUGAUGGGUUUUUUUGUCUGGCUUGGUUACAUCAACAGUUUCCUCAACCCCGUUAUCUACACAAUCUUCAACCCGGAGUUCAGGAAAGCCUUCAAGAAGAUCUUGACUGACCCACUGAAAAAGCGAUACUAAGUUCAUUCAGUUAAUGGAACUGAAUACCAAGAAAGCAAAGUUCGCUAGUAACAGAGUCCUUUACUUUAUUUUAUAUGCUUGUGUUUUAUCGGGGCACACGUCAAAAUAAAUUUUGUUUUAGCUGUUAUUAGGUUUUAAAAAAAAAUAGAAUGACAAAUUAAUGGAAUUGUUAAAGUUUUUUUGCCAGAUAUUCUUUAAAACGACAUAAACAAUUGUUAUACGUACAUCAUUCAGUCAUAAAACACGGUUUUAUAGUAGUUUAGUAUAUGUUACAGAUACUAGACAGUGUAUACAUCGCUUUUAGACUAUUUUCCAUUGGUUUUGUAGCGCCGUAUUUAUCUAAACUGGUAGAUAAUUUAUGAAUAUGAAAUGCUGUAGGCCUAAAGGAUCACGAGACGGACUUAACUUAGCAUGGGCGUCGUUAUAGCAGCGUUAUGUAUGUGUGCCUAGCACGCCAUGCCUAAAACAGAAACUUCUUCGCAGGCCAUACACGUAUUAUAUUGAUCAUCGUAUAAGGAAUCUCAGAAACCUUUCGUCUAUAAUAAUAUGUCAGUUGGUUCUUGAAAAUGUCUCAAUCAUUUUGAGCAGAUUAAAAUGGUCGGCUUCAUUUAAUUUGGAUUUCAUUUUGAAGGAUUGCAGGCGCUUCAAGCAAUAUAAGGGUUCUCGAAUGACAUUUUCUUGUCAAAGUAAUGGAAAAAGCAGAUCUUUGUCAAGUCAGUGCAUUUAUAUUUUACGCAGUUUUAAACUACAGACUAUGAACUAGUGUGCUAUUACUGCCCUCAAAGAAAUUUAACAAAAACAUGUGCAUUUAUAGAUAUAAGAAAGGUUGCUAAACUCUACUUGCACGAGUUUGUGUAUUGCUUUGUGAGUGCUACAUCACCCAUAUGUGUGUACUAAAGUUUAAAACGUGUACCUAUUUUACCUAUGUGAUCUAGAGUAGAGUCGCACAAGGAAACGGUAACCUCAGCACACGUGGGACGAGCCGCCUGUCAAUGUCGUCUGCAACUGUUACUUGUACGGGUAGCUACACGUUCACAGACGAGAAAGGCCUCGCAACCGUUUCAUGAAAAGAAGUGAGCGUUUGGGUAGCAUCAUCGGAAGCAUAUCAGCAUUUGACAAUACCUUGGAAAUUACAUAGUCUGUAAGGCACGUAUUAGGGCCAAAAAGCACAAUGGUGAAAUUUAAAUGGGGCAAACUUUCAUUGUCUAGCUGAACCCGAACAACGCUACUAAUGCCACAUUCCCUGGAACCCACUAAGUUUAUCUAUAAACAAUACGUGUAGUGAUCAACUUUUAUCAAGAGCAAGGCUGGUUUGUAAAGGCAGUCGAUAUGAAGAUUGUAUAUAAAUAGUGUGUACUUAUGUCUACAUAUCGCACUCAUGUAUUACAUUGUGUAGAAUGACAAUGACUGUGUUACUGUCCUUCAAGGUCGUGUACUAGUUCGUGUACUAGUGUAGACCGCAAAUCAGUAUUUUAAAUGCAGCAAUUGUGUACGAUAGUGUAACAAAUCGUGUAGACCUGGUGUAUUUACUGUUUCAUGAUGAAGGUCAUAUAAGUCAUCUAAUCAACUGAUUUGAUGAAUGUCUUCUGAUGUUCUGUUUUACUUCAAAUAUAUGUAUUUCCCUACCUUUUAAGGAAGGUACACACUUUUUACUUUUGUGUUUGCUAAUCAUGCGUCUGUUCGUCAGAAAAUCGUAUGUCGCUCGUAUCAAGUUGGAAAUCAUGUAUAUUUUCCUGUAUUAAAAACUUAAUUUGAAAUUACCAAAAUCGUAAAAUACUGGUUUAAAUGAAUAUUUCUUAAGAUUUAAGAUUUCUGUCAUUUGCUCGCGAGCCAUCCUGUAUUUAAACAGCAUGAACACACAAAUGCAUGCGAUCAUUCCUUUAAAUGAUUAAACAAGUAAUCUCAUUGAAAACCUAACAGUAUUGAAGUAGGAACAAAAUCGUCCAUCAUAGUUAAAAGAAAUACAUCUUCUCACAAACUUUAAUCUCAGUCCCAGUUUCUCAGAAUAAUCACUUUAAAUGUAUCUAAAGGGGUAAUUUUAGCCCGUUAAAUCACAUUUGAAUUUCAAGAGUGGGAAACCAUGAGUGCCUGUACUGUAUUGACUCUAUGUACAGCCCGCGGUUAUACUCCGUUUACCAAGACAGUAAAUUGUUCAAAACAUGCGCGUCUCCCUGCAUAAUUGACACUGUAUUUAUAACUGACACUAAUGUUCGAUAUUCAAAUAUAUUUAUUGACUCCUUUUUUAGUGCUUUGUUUAUCAUUAUGUCUUAAAGAAGCAGUGGUUAACUACAUCAAUUGGUUCAACUUGAAACAUUCUAGCCACUGCGUGAAAAUGUAGUACAUUUGGUAUCUAUAACCAGAUUGCGAAUACAUCGCAGCUUAGUCCCUUGCUAUAAAUUUUGAAGAAAAUGAGUUUUGUUUAGAAACGGUUUUCGAACAUUUUGUGUAUCAAAAUUUGUGAGAUGUUCUAAAAAUGUGUUGUUCGUGUAUGUAUUCAAUUUCAUUCAAGGAAUUUGACCCUCAAAUGAGCUAAUUCUCUGAUACCCAUUUAAAAUUAUGUACAAUUUUGAUACCUCCUGACCCCGUACAAUAUCUGUAUACCUUUAGAUUUUGCUCUAGGAAUAAAUGUAUCACAUAAUUCUGUUUUAAACAUGGGUCUCACAUCUGCUUGGUGAAAUAACGGACCUUUAGGUCCGUAGUAAAAUAUAUUGUAUUUGACUUGAAAAACGGGUAUGACUGUUAUUAGGUACACAGUGUGAUAUUUUGGCAAACGCUAGAUGGGAAAGAUGAGAAAAUAAAUCAUUACAUAUGUUUGGAAUACCUGCCUGUGUGUUAUGAUGAGUAUAAAAUAUUACGAGAGAAUAUUUCAUUGUUUUUUUAUUGUUAUUGUAUUGCUUGUUUUAAUGAAUUGAGAAUAAACUGUGUCUAGUUCAUAUAAACAUUG